This is a messenger RNA of Rhododendron vialii, 2977 nucleotides long. RefSeq names its product scarecrow-like protein 14. Lineage: Eukaryota; Viridiplantae; Streptophyta; Magnoliopsida; Ericales; Ericaceae. Bases 945 to 2879 code for a protein of 644 amino acids. The transcript is spliced from 4 exons. Gene Ontology annotation, cellular component: nucleus. The record is from RefSeq and is a predicted model, not a curated record. Gene Ontology annotation, molecular function: DNA-binding transcription factor activity; sequence-specific DNA binding. Gene Ontology annotation, biological process: regulation of DNA-templated transcription.
AGCGGUGAAUUUUGGGACGAAACCCUAACCACUCCGUCCUCGCGAGAAUGUCGACACCUCCGGCUACCAGACCUGCGAAAAUCUCGCGUGUACAUCCCGAGAUUGGCGUCGUUGAUAUUAAUCGACCAUAUCCAUCUGUAACGGCACCCCUCUUUCGAAUUUGGGGCUCCAGGAUUUUCCUAAAACCCUAAACGGUAGAAACCCAUUCCAGUCGGAGAACACAAUCCAGUCCGUCGUCCAUUGUAGAGAAUUCCGGCGGAUAACAACGGCGAAUGCAUUCCCCCGUCCUUUCUGGAUGGGGAUUUUUUCGGAAAACUUCGAGACGCCACAAAUCAAUCGAGUCCUUCAUGAUUGAAGCCACUGCCGGAGAAGAAGGGGACGAAACCGACAUGGCCAGAAUUCGUUCCCUGUUCAGUUUGACUUUCGAGGGAGGUUUUCAAGAGUUUGAGUGGAGAGAGAUCGAUAAAGAAAAUUUGUUGAAGACCGUGCCCAGGGGUUCUAAGACCCCAAAACGAACAAGGUCUUGGUGUCUUAAGUGCACCAACUUUCGGAAAUUGAAAAAACGUUUAGCCCUGUUGAUGCUACAGAGCAGCCAUCUUGACAGUGCCCUUAAUUUCUAGAGAAGCUUCUUGUUGGGUUCUGAUCAAAAAGUUAGAAAAAGUUGAAAAGAUUCGGUGGUAGUCAUUGAUUGAUACACAUUUGACAGCAAAGUCAAUAUGUGGGUCGCUCUCAUAAUCACGUGCCUCUGAAAUUUCAAGCUCACGAAACCACAUUCACCAGAAUGUGAAAGGAUAUUUGAAGCCGAAGAUCAAAGCUGAAAUGGCAGGUUUCUUUAAGCUGCAGAGGCCUUGAUGGACGAUGCAUUUUGAUUUUGGUGGUAUCUGAGGUUGAUAUCUUGAAUUUGGAUUUUAAUCCAAAGUUUGUCUUCCAAAGGUUAUCAUACCAUGGACUUUCCCUUUAGUUCUAAUGUCAAGGAUUUGUCCGAGAGCACGGACACAGAUUCUGCACAAGAAAAUGAGCUAUGCAGUUCUGUUCUAAGGUACAUAAACCAGGUUUUAAUGGAAGACGAUGAUUCGGAAAACAAGCACUUCAUGAUCCAGGACUCCACUGUUGAUGCUGCUGCGAAAUCUUUAUCUGAAAUACUCAAUCAGAAAUGCCCUUCCUUUCCAAAUCAACAUCUUCCCCAUGAGGAUACAAGCAGUAGCUCAGAUGAUAGCAUCACUAACAGUUUCAGUAAUUGCACUAACAGCCUUAUCAAUGCUUACAACUCAGCCGAAUCUGCCCGAAUUAGCAAUCUCCACAAGUAUAAUCCUUUUAACGGUAACUUCCAAACCAAUCCAAAAUCAUUCUUCCCUCCUACCUUUUGUGAUACUGUGCCUGAUUUAGUAAUUGGAGAUGGUGGAAUUCUUGAUGUUGAGAAAAACAGAUUGACCCUUCAGCUUCGUAAAUCUAAGGAAAGGAAUUUGGAGGUGGUGGAAAAGGAUGAAGGGGAUUUCCAAGAGAGUUUGGUUAGGGGAAGGGAAAGUCUUCACCGAGAGGAGAGUGAUUUAGAAGAUGAAAUGAGAAGCAACAAGCAUUUCGCGGACUGUCCUCACGAAUCUGUUUUGAGUGAGAUGUUUGCCAAGGUAUCAAUGUCGUACGAUGGUAACGAGGCAAACGGGGAGAAUAUGGAAUCACAGCAAAAUGAGAGUGCAAAAGGGUCUAAUGUCAAGUUCGCCUACACUAGAAAAGGGGCUACCAAAAGGGAAGCAGUAGAUAUGAGGAGUCUCCUGAUACAAUGUAUGGAAUCUGUGGCAAAUAAUGAUCACAGAAGAGCAAAUAGUCUAUUGAAGCAGAUAAGAUCUCGUUCUUCUCCUUCGGGCGAUGGAUCCCAAAGGUUGGCAUAUUACUUUUUCAACAGCCUCAAGGCACGCUUGUUGGGCACUGGAAGCCUGACCAAAGUCCUUUCCGCCAUCAGUUUGUCGAAUGCUGAUGUGUUGAAAGCUCAUAAGCUCGGCCUUUCGUCAUUCCCCUUCAUGGAAACAUCAUAUUUCUUUUCAGCCCAAUCGAUCAUGGACCUAGCUCAGAACGCAGAUGCUAUUCACAUUAUUCAUUUUGGUAUUGUUUAUGGGCUUCAAUGGCCUCCACUUAUUCAGCAACUCUCGACAAGGCCUGGUGGCCCCCCUAAGCUUCGGAUCACAGGAAUCGACCUUCCUGUAGUGGGUUUCUGGCCCGGUUCUAGGAUGAAGGAAACAGGACGGCGGUUAGCAAAUUAUUGCAAGAGGUUUAGUGUUCCUUUCCAGUUCAAUGGGUUUGAACAAAAUUGGGAAACUGUUAGUGUUGAGGAUUUGGGAAUUGAGAAAGGUGAGGUGCUUAUUGUCAACUGUGCGUUUCAGCUGAUGUACCUACUUGACGACACGCUUAUGGAGCACAGUCCACGCGAUGCUGUUCUGAGCUUAUUCAGGAGGAUUAAUCCGGAUAUGUUCAUCCAUUCGAUAGUCAAUGCGGCUUAUAAUUCCCCAUUUUUCAUCUCCCGGUUCCGCGAGGCUUUAUUCCACUACUCUGCAUUGUUUGACAUGUUUGAGGCCAAUGUGCCGCGCGAAAAUGAGGAGAGGAUGUUGUUUGAGAGGGAAAUUUGGGGGAAUGAGAUUCUGUGUAUCAUCGCCUGCGAAGGAUUGGAGAGAGUUCGAAGGCCAGAGACAUACAAACGGUGGCAAAUUCGGACUCAGCGGGCCGGGUUCAGGCAACUUCCCCUGAGCCAAGGUAUCAUGAAGACAGUGAAAGCUAAGGUGAAAAACUGCUACCAUAAGGAUUUUUUUGUUGAUGAGGCUAGUAAUUGGUUGUUAGAGGGAUGGAGGGGGAGAGUCUUAUAUGCUCUCUCCUGUUGGAAACCUACCUAGGAGUUCUUCAAUUUUGCUUGACAUUUCUUAGUAGAAAGGGGAUGAUUGGUUUUUGUAUGUACAUUUUAUGUUCUCAACCAGUAAUUAUGUUUUUGUGA